AUGAAAUCUGACCUACCAAGAGCUUAUCCAACUUAUAAUUGUCUUCCUCCUGAUGUAAAAACGCGAUGGUUCAGAGCAUUUGCGAAAAAAAUUGAUUGGGAACCAAGUAUUACUGAGACAGUAAAGGUUCUUUAUGAGAAAAAGGCUCAGAAAACUUUCUCAAGCAACUUGUGUGCUUGGAAAGAUAAAUGGAAAUUGAAUAAAGAUCCUCCUGAUUGGGUAUCAGAAAUAGCUUGGGAGGGUUGCGUUUUGUUGUGGCAGGAUGACAAGGUUGAAGCAAAAUCUUCAAGAAAUUCUACCAACAGGAGAAGUGAACGUGGUUGUUACGGCAUCGCAAUACACAACACAGGGGCAACAUCUUUCAAAACGCGCAAAGAAGAAAUGAUCACUGAAAAUGGAGGGGAAGAGCCUGGUAUGCUAGCAUUCCUUGAAGAUGCCCACCGAAAUCGCAAGUCUGGUGACAUUUGUGACAAGAAGGUGAAGCGUAUUGUGGAGACGGUCAAAGAGAAAAUAACUGAUCAGCUAACUCAAGGUGGAUCAACUGAUAAAACCAUCUUACCAAAGCAGAGAUCUAACACUCUCAUUUUAAAGGAAAUUCCUGUAAUUAAAGGUCACCGUUUUGGGUUUGGAACACUACCAGACCCAGGAUAA
Eruca vesicaria subsp. sativa (arugula) is the source of this 651-nucleotide messenger RNA. The record is from the annotation of a GenBank genome assembly. Lineage: Eukaryota; Viridiplantae; Streptophyta; Magnoliopsida; Brassicales; Brassicaceae.